GGUGUUGAGUUGAGGAAUCGGAGAUGGAAAUCAAUCAGCAAUGCAGCGACUCCUCGUCUCAACCCACCCACUCCUCCUUCCGCCUCCUCUCGCCGCCUUCUCAUGCCGCCAAAUUCGCAGGAUUCUCCCACAAUCUAGGACUGCGAAACCCCCUUCCUUCUCUGUUUGCAAUUGCAGCAGCAACUCCUCCACCUUCAAAGUGAAGACCUCUUCUGAGCUCAGAAGCACAAAAGCCUCUUCGUCCACUGAUUCCCAACCGGACCCUAAGCUCACCGCUCUCCGCCGCCUCUUCUCCAACCCCGGAAUCGCCAUCGACGCUUACAUCAUCCCUUCUCAUGAUGCUCAUCAGAGCGAGUUCAUUGCCGAAUGCUACAUGAGGAGAGCGUACAUAUCAGGCUUUACCGGUAGCGCCGGAACUGCCGUUGUUACCAAGGACAAAGCUGCUCUUUGGACUGAUGGCAGAUAUUUUCUCCAGGCAGAGAAGCAACUAACCUCCAGCUGGAUUCUCAUGCGAGCCGGAAAUCCGGGAGUUCCCACCACCAGCCAAUGGCUCAACGAUGUCCUUCCUCCCGGCGGCAGAGUCGGCAUUGAUCCUCAGUUUCUUUUUACCUCGGAUGCUGCGGAAGAACUUAAGCAGGUCAUCUCCUACAAUAACCAUGAGCUUGUCUACUUAUACAAUUCAAAUCUUGUUGAUGAAAUAUGGAAAGAUAAUAGGCCACAGCCUCCAAAUAAGCCAGUUAGAGUGCAUGACUUGAAGUAUGCUGGUUUGGAUGUAUCAUCGAAAUUGUCAAACUUGAGGACAGAACUUGCUGGUGCUGGUUCUUCGGCUAUUGUCAUCUCCAUGCUUGAUGAAAUUGCGUGGUUGUUGAACUUGAGAGGCAGUGACAUUCCACAUUCACCUGUUGUGUAUGCAUACUUGAUUGUGGAAAUUGAUGGUGCAAAACUAUUUAUAGAUGAUUCAAAAGUCACUGAAGAGGUGAGUGAUCACUUGAAGAAAGCAGGUGUAGAGUUGAGGCCAUACAGUUCAAUCAUAUCUGAAAUUGAAAGUUUGGCAGCACAGGGUGCUGCCCUUUGGCUGGACACUUCUUCUGUUAAUGCUGCUAUUGUGAAUGCGUACAAAGCUGCCUGCGACAGAUAUGGUCAGAACCAUGAGAAGAAACACAAAACUAGGACACAAGGUUUUGAUGGAUCCAACGAGCAAUUGGAUGGACCCACUACCCUACACAAAUGCUCCCCUGUUUCUCUGGCAAAGGCUAUAAAGAAUGAACAAGAGUUAGAAGGAAUGAAAAGUUGUCAUUUAAGGGAUGCUGCUGCCAUUUGCCAGUUCUGGGACUGGCUAGAGACAGAAAUUUCUAACAAUAGGACAUUAACAGAAGUAGAUGUUUCAGACAAACUCCUCCAGUUUCGUUCAAAACAAGCUGGUUUUUUGGAUACCAGCUUCGACACCAUAAGUGGCUCUGGUCCCAAUGGGGCUAUCAUACACUACAGACCAGAACCAGAGAGUUGUAGUAUUGUAGAUGCGAAUAAGUUAUUCUUAUUGGAUAGUGGUGCUCAAUAUGUUGAUGGGACAACUGAUAUAACACGAACAGUUCAUUUUGGGGAGCCUACAUCAAGAGAGAGAGAAUGUUUUACCCGAGUUUUGCAGGGUCAUAUAGCUCUUGAUCAGUUGGUAUUCCCAGAAAAUACCCCUGGUUUUGUGAUGGAUGCAUUUGCCCGUUCUUCUCUUUGGAAAGUUGGACUUGACUACAGGCAUGGGACUGGGCAUGGUGUAGGAGCAGCAUUGAAUGUUCAUGAAGGCCCUCAAAGUAUUAGUUAUCGCUAUGGAAAUUUGACCCCUUUAGUAAAUGGCAUGAUUGUUAGCAAUGAGCCUGGCUACUAUGAAGACCAUGCUUUUGGUAUUCGGAUUGAGAAUCUUCUGUAUGUGAGAAGCGCUGAGACACCAAAUCGUUUUGGAGGUAUUGAAUACCUGGGAUUUGAAAAACUAACUUAUGUACCCAUUCAGAUUAAAUUGCUUGAUUUGUCCCUGCUAUCAGCUGCAGAGAUUGAUUGGCUUAACAACUACCACUCACAAGUCUGGGAAAAGGUGUCGCGAUUGCUGGAUGGCUCUGCUCGACAGUGGCUUUGGGACAACACAAGGCCUAUUAUGCAAUGAGACUUGACAGAAGCUAAUGGAUGAAUGUUAAGGUCCCAUGCCACUCGUGCUUCAGGUUCACACUCUGGCGUAUUCUCACUCCUUCCGCGCUUUGUCUCUAAUCAAUCUGCAUAAUUCAUAUAGCAAACUAUGUGUAUAAUAAAAGAGUGAGAAUUAGAGGCUGUAGAUAUCUCAAGUCAACUCCAGAUCAUAUUCAUUUGAUUUUAGUUGGGUAAGA
Arachis duranensis is the source of this 2369-nucleotide messenger RNA. Its product is annotated as aminopeptidase P2. Gene Ontology annotation, molecular function: metalloaminopeptidase activity. Bases 41 to 2152 code for a protein of 703 amino acids. The record is from RefSeq and is a predicted model, not a curated record. The transcript is spliced from 13 exons. Lineage: Eukaryota; Viridiplantae; Streptophyta; Magnoliopsida; Fabales; Fabaceae.